This is a messenger RNA of Oreochromis niloticus (Nile tilapia), 2283 nucleotides long. RefSeq names its product deoxyribonuclease-2-beta. The record is from RefSeq and is a predicted model, not a curated record. Lineage: Eukaryota; Metazoa; Chordata; Actinopteri; Cichliformes; Cichlidae. Bases 652 to 1728 code for a protein of 358 amino acids. Gene Ontology annotation, biological process: apoptotic DNA fragmentation. The transcript has 11 exons. Gene Ontology annotation, molecular function: deoxyribonuclease II activity.
GUUCUGUUGGGGGUCUGAAGGCAAGGACCAAGGAGCAGUGACCUGCAGAGACAACAGCAAUGGUCCAGUGGACUGGUUCAUCUUAUACAAGGCACCUGGAGGGAAGAACCAGAAGAUCAAGUACUUUUACACUGACUCAAAAUCCACAGUGUCACACAUGGUCCCAGAUACACCCGGCUAUAAGAACCUGAACCAUUCAGAAGGCAUCCUGGCCAACACGCUGAGGCCAAUCUUAGAGCCAGUUAGAGGCAUGUGACCAAACUUUGGAUUCAUCAGCUACAGCGAUCAACCUCCAGGAUGUUGCUCAAAUAAAACGUUUGGCCACAGUAAAGGUAAACACCUGCAGUACAUCAGAGCUUUUCCAUUCGAACAUGAUAUUCCAGAUGAUUUCCAUCAAGAGCUCAUAGAUGCAACAAAAUGGGUUCAAGCUCCCCCACCGAGUAACUACCAAAUGCUGAUAUCAAGAGAAGGUCAGCUCUUUCUUAGCAUUGCUAAACAACAGCUGGAAAACCAAAAAGAUUCAGUCCUGCAGUGCUGUGCAGGAAACUGUGAGCAGGACACAAGAGAAGAGCUGCUUUCUGCACUCGAGCUAAAGCUUUAACAUCCUCAACAACGAGCAGCUUCACUCAUCGUCGACUCUCACAGGAAGUCAUGUGGAAACUGCUGUUGACCUUCAGUCUGCUUUGCUGGACGUCUGAGGGCAGUGUGACCUGCAGAAAUGAAAACAAUGGUGAAGUGGACUGGUACAUCUUGUACAAGACGCCCAAGACAAAUACUUUACAGGGUGUGGAGUAUCUUUACAUCGAUUCACAGGGAAUGAGAAGAGGCACCAAGGCCAUCAACGAUCCUCAGGGUGUCCUGGCCAAUACUCUCAAGACCCUUUUUCAGCCAGAUGGAUCCAUGCCACCAAGCUUUGGAUUUAUCAGCUAUGGUGAUCAACUUCCAAGAGAUGUAGCUUCUCAAAACUUUGGUCACAGUAAAGGCGUUCUGCUCGUGAAUGAAAGUGGAACUGGAAUCUGGCUCCUGCACAGCACACCAAAGUUUCCUUAUGCAAGAGAUGAAAAUUCCUUCUGGCCUUCAACUGGAGUAAAAAAUGCACAGACAUUUAUCUGUGUAACAUUUCCCUAUGACGAGUUUAGGAAAAUUGGUAAACAUCUGCAGUAUAUUCGAGCUUUCCCAUUUGACCAUCGUAUUCCAGGAGAUUUCCACACAGAACUACAGGAUGUUGUAAACAAGGUUGAUGUUCCUCCAGAUGAUAAUUUUCAGCAACUGACCUCAAGUAACAGGUCAAACUUUUACAGCAUCGCAAAAAACUAUAGCUCUGCUGAUGAUGAUGGUGAAGAUCUUUAUGUCAAUAUCGCACAAAAAGUCAGCAGUGAUCUGCUCGUCCAGACGUGGGGCUGCCAGAUGAGGCGGGAUACAUCCUUCUGUAAAGAGAAUAAAUUCAAAGUGGAAAAUAUCAAUACUACAGCAACUAGCCUCGGUCAAUGGAAUAAUACAAAGGACCAUUCCAAGUGGUGUGUAGCUAAAGAUCCAGAGAAUAACUGGAUGUGUGUUGCUGAUGUAAACAGAGCCCCGAGCCAGUACGCUAGGCGUGGAGGUGCACUGUGUAUUAAUGAUAAAAAAAUAAAAGACAUUUUUCAGAAUUUUGCAAACAAAAUUGAGGACUGUCAAAACAGGAGCCUCCUGGACAUCCUGAACAUCAUGAACCCCGACUAUGAUCCAUAGCUACAUACUGACUAAAAAAGGCUAUUAUUAGCAGUCUGUGUUACUCUAAAGCAUUUGGCAUGUCUAAAAUUAAUUUAUAUUUUAAAUCUAUUGAGCUCGUUUCCUGCAUGUUUUGAUCUAUGAUCAUACAGAAAGAUGGAGUAGAAUUACAAGAGAAAUAUAUAGAUAAAUGCAGUGCAGAUUAAUAGCUACCUAAUGAUGACAAAGUAAAGUAAUCUCUUAUAUUCAUAUAAGUGGUUAUGUUCAAAUGUACCUCAGCUGGAAAUUUAAUAUGAAAUUAAAUGAUGAAAAAUUAUGUCAAGGAGCAAAAACGUUUGGAAAACAUCUUGCUAUUUGAAAUACCUUAUUAUGGAAAUAAACAUAUAAUAGGAACAUGCUUAUCCUGUGCUAAUGCUUUACAUGCAACAACUAAUCCAGAUGUGUGUAUAUACAUUCUAACCGAUAUCCGAAGUCACGUCUGGUUUGUAACAUCAAACUGCAGGAUUAUUGUUGCCGUGUGAAAACAGGUGAUGUGUGUUUGCCUUGCAAAUAAACUUUAAUCAUAUUUAAAGUGAA